AGUUGUCUCACAUUAGAAAGGGUGACUUGCUUGACGGAGCACGCUGCCUAUCGUCAUUGAACCACUAACUUUCCUAAAUGCCGAACGGCGGCAGAUCACUGUACCCCAGACUUUGUGGCAGUUCGGUGAUGUAGGAAUGUGACCCCAGAGUCGCACAGCCCCGUGGAUAUAAAUAACCCGACAUGAAGCCUCGAGAGAAAGAAGAUUGUCCUGGCCUACAACAGCCCGAACUGAAACCAUACGUCGGGCUUCAUCUUCCGUCCAGGCUGGAUGAGUGCGUGGGAAACUACAUAUAUAUACGGCAAAUGGGACAGGCUAGUUGCCGAAUGUUCCAUGACUACCACAACUUCUCGACAGAAUCCUAGCGAAAAUAUUUGCCACCAUGAGAGUCGCAUCAGUUCUUCCUGUUCUCACAGGCUUCGCCGCCUCGAACCCGCUCGAGCCACUCGAAGAGCGCCAGAGCGCCUGUCCCAACAUCCACGUCUUCGGGGCCCGCGAGACAACGGUGCCACAGGGCUAUGGCACCUCGCAGGGUCUCGUCAACAUGGUGACUCAGGCUUACCCAGGCAGCACUGCUGAGGCUAUCGUGUACCCGGCCUGCGGUGGACAGUCAAGCUGUGGCGGCGUCAGUUACGAAAACUCAGCAACGCAGGGCACCGCUGCCGUUGUCGGCGCCGUCACCAGCCUUAAUCAGCGAUGUCCCAACACCAAGAUUGUCUUGAUCGGUUAUUCCCAGGGCGGCCAGAUCAUGGACAACGCCUUGUGCGGUGGAGCCGGGGCGACGCUCACCGGCGCCGCCCUCGCUAGUGUGAAGGUGGCUAUUUUCAUGGGCGAUCCUCAUAACGUCAAUGGACUGCCAUAUAACGUCGGCACAUGCCAAGCCGGAGGCUUCGCCGCCCGUCCCAGCGGCUUCCAGUGCUCCCCCGCAAGCCCGUCUAUCAUCCAAUCGUACUGCGACUCGACGGACCCAUACUGCUGCAAUGGCAAUGACGCAAAUUCUCACCAGCAAUAUGUCAACAAGUAUGGUCAACAGGCUUUGACCUUUAUUAAGGGCAAGCUCGCAUAAAUGGGUAUGAAGGAAAGUUCGAAACAGUACCUAGUGAGACAUCCAGCUAACCCGGACAGAACGGAGAUCUGACCACGGAAAGGCCCAGUAUAUAUCACUCUGGUGUGGGAUUUGAAAGUAGUUCGUCAUAUUCGAAAAUGAAAUAGUUGAAAUUUGGCAGUGUUCCAAUUGCCAUGACCACCUGCAGCUGCUAAACAUUCAACCACUGGAUGAAAGAACUGAUGUCGAAUAUCACGUGUAUCCAAUCGAGUAGUCAGCAGUGCGUAAGAUUGUAUUAUGAAUGAG
This is a messenger RNA of Pseudomassariella vexata, 1351 nucleotides long. Its product is annotated as acetylxylan esterase. Lineage: Eukaryota; Fungi; Ascomycota; Sordariomycetes; Amphisphaeriales; Pseudomassariaceae. Bases 383 to 1066 code for a protein of 227 amino acids. The transcript is spliced from 2 exons. Gene Ontology annotation, molecular function: hydrolase activity. The record is from RefSeq and is a predicted model, not a curated record.